GCCAAGGCUACCUUCUACACCCUUCUCGAAGACCUCAAGUCAGCAUCUCUCGAUCACAGCGUCUCUCUCCAGCCCUCGGCCCUGCGUCGUCAGCUUUGCCCCUGCCUUAGUCUAUCCCCCGAUCUAUUAUUCUACCCCACCAGCGUAUAUAUUAAGACCUCGCCCCGCCACCGCCGCCAUGGCCGACUCCAAAACCCCACCGAACGACUCCUACUCCACAAUGGACACAUCAGACCCAACCCUCAUCGGCUCCCACUGCCAGGACCCCUACUGCAACCAACUCGACUUCCUCCCUUUCCGGUGCGAAUCCUGCUUCGGCACAUUCUGCCUCGACCACCGCUCCGAAACUGCCCACAAAUGCCCCAAGGCUGGAGACUGGGCGCGGCGUCGCGCAGCCGCCACUGCAGCCUCGUCUACAAGCAACGGCCACACCACCCUCGCCGUUGACACACCGAAACCCUGCGCCAGCCCGGUUUGCAAGACCGUCACGAGCGCCGCGGGUCGUAAUCCGGGCGUGCACUGCUCCGGGUGCAAUCGCACAUACUGCCUGAAGCAUCGGCUGAAGGAGGACCACGACUGCAAGAACCUUGUGCCGAUUGGGGCGCGGCCUGCGCGCUUCGACACGACGGCGACCACUGAGAAAGCGAAGCUGGCAUUUGGGCGACUGAAGGCGUGGGGCUCGGCAAGGAAGAUCGAGGCGGAGAAGGCGACGACGAGGGUGCUGCCUAAGCCGAAGCCGUCGAGUACGGCGGCAAGGCUGGUGGCGGUGAAUACGCUGAAGAAAACCGCGAAGGGGGACGAGAAGUUAGCGCCGGAGAAGAGGGUGUAUAUAUAUGUUGAGGCGGAGGCGGCGACCACGAAAGCGAAAUUUCCGAAGGGCGAGUUCUUCUACAGCAAAGAUUGGGUUAUAGGACGGGUUCUGGAUGCGGCGGCGAAGAGCCUGCAGGUGCAGAACGUUAAUAACCAGAGCGAGGAUGAAAGGGAGAAACUACGGGUUUUCCAUGUGGAAGGUGGCCGACUUCUCGAGUUCGGAGAGAAGGUUGGCGGUGCUUUGGUUAGUGGGAACACGAUUGUUUUGUUACGGGGUGUCGGACCUGCGAUCCCGAAUUUGAUCGAGGUAUGAAGAUGACCAUGGACAUCUGUUGCAGUUAGCUUGAACUCCAGGGAUUUUGCAUAUACAAGGCGUUCUGGGAGCGAUGAUCAAGCAUUAUUAUAUAUCACUGCCGUUUCCUCCCUACUUUUGAGCAUGGGAAAUACACUAGCGCAAGAAUGAAGUCUUUUAUUUCG
Molecule: messenger RNA, 1287 nt
Organism: Pseudogymnoascus verrucosus
Lineage: Eukaryota; Fungi; Ascomycota; Leotiomycetes; Thelebolales; Thelebolaceae
Exons: 1
Coding region: 179-1123 (314 amino acids)
Cellular component (GO): cytoplasm
Molecular function (GO): zinc ion binding
Source: RefSeq, a predicted model, not a curated record